CGUUGCUCCAGACAGACGAAUUUCUCCCGGUUUUCAUGACUACUGUUCGCCGGACGGUGACAAAGAAGAAAGUCGGAGUUCCAAAUGUCCCUGACCCACUGAAUUCGUUCAAAGUCCCGAAGAAAGCAUUCAUAGAAUCUCUUUUGGAAUCGGUUGCCUUGGACUCUGCAGAUUACGUGGACGAAAUCCUUCCCCAGAUUACUCAGAGCUUCCGCUUCCCACAGUUAGCCAGAUAUCUGCGUAUCGAUGAAGCUUGGUUGGUGCAUAAUCGAAUGCUGGAACAGUCUUUCACUGCCGCACGCAAACGAUUGCAGAAGUCCUCACUUCUCAUGUCCUCAGUGGAGGCCAACUUGUGCACCGGAUUUUGCGUCCUCACCGACUGGACGAAGGUCGAAGAAGUUGCGAGUGGUGGACUGUCUCCGGGAAACGUUCCUGACACGUGGUUGGGACAGCCUGAACAAGGCGUGACUGUAAACCAGUGCGCUGAUAUAGUUGUCGCGCGUGCUCAGAAGCGUUUGCAGAGGAAACAAGCACGAGAGCAGCAGCCCACGAAGCUCUAUUUGGUCGUUGUUCGUUGGGUCAAAUCGAAAGCCUACAUUGUAGCAUCGGGUGCUGAAGAAUCCGGAGACCGUUUGGAACCCCAGCCAGGCUAUGCUUGUCACGUGUCCACGUGGUCCCGGAUCGAUCCACUGGAUCCGGCUAAAGUUAGCCUUGAAAGUGCGUAUCAAAUGUCUCAGGUUUAUUUAUAUGAGUUCGAUGAAGAACUGGAACUGCGCUCAAAACCGGAACAUGUCGUCCCGUACGCCGUCGUCAAAUGCCAAUGGGAAUUGAACACGGAGACCGCAUCGAAACUGGAGUCUCUAAAUCCGGCAACAGGCUCCAUUCUGGUCAUUUCCCCCAAACCCGUCCGACAGUAUCAGCCCUCUUCAUCCCGUCCGGCUUUGCUGCCGACCCCAUCCGUUUCACUUUUCUCCGGUCCGCGAUCCCUAUUGACUCCUGGAGAUAUUGGUCUACCCCAUACAAUUGCUCAAGCUUCUAUUGGCAAAACCAUAGAAUCUUCUAACCUGGUUCAGCUGUCAGGCCGUGAGGGGAAAAGUUCGGUAUGGAACCAACCUGCCAGAACUGCGCGUCGAAGUUUAACCUCCGGUUCACAGUCGACUUUGUCUUCGCAUGGGGAAGAGAAAACCUCAGACGAAAAGAUGUCCCAAAUCACGAGUCCACUCAUCGUUAAGUCCAGGAAACUGCAGGCCAGUUCUGAUAUCAUUGCUCGCCUGGGUGAGCGUAUGGCUCAGAACAGCUCAGUUGGCACCAUGGCAAACAAUAUAUUCACCACUGUGGUGAAGCAGACCCCUUGUACCUUUCUGGGCGUCACACUUCUAUCUUGGGGUCAUCCAAAACCAGAAUUCUCGCUGUUCCUCGAACUUUACACCUACAGACGUGGAAAGCUCGCUAUAUUUGACUCUCUUCUUCAGCCAUGUCUCCAUAUCUCUCGACUAAUUUCACAUGCUGCGCUGCACUACGAGUUGGCUGGCUUAACACCAUGGCCUACGAAACCGCCAGAUCCCAAUGGUCCCCCUGUUCUAGUCUCCAUACCUCGUGAUCAGGAAUGGUGUCUCCCACGGCUGAAUAGUACCACAGCCUCUUCAUUGCAGUGUGAUUCGAGCCCGUUUGCCGGUUACCGUGGUAACUAUUUCCAUCUCACCCUGCACGACGCGGGCGGGCAGCGGACAGAAAUGUCACAGCUGUGCCAAGUAUUGGCUGACAAAGCAUUGGCAGGAGUCGUUCGCAUGAACUGCGAUGAAUCCAGCGUAUUGCUUCUGUUUCCUGACUGUCCGUUUGCUCGUUCCAUAAGUUUCCCGCCAUCCGAAGGCCUGGAAACAAACUACCUUCAUGCGAUUUUGCUCACUCCAUAUAGUUUGGAUCAGUACCCCUACCAGCAAACAAAUUGCGCAAUGUUCCAGUCUCUUGACAAAGAUUCGGCGGGCACCAAAUUUUUCGCUCGCCCCGCACCGAUUCCCGUUCCCACGGAUAUCGUGUUUAGCCAACGAAAUCUGGCCAACGUUCCUCCUACGGAUACCAAAUUAAAGAUGCCGUUGGAUGCCUUGUUAUCCAGUUUACCCGACGGCGGCAAAGAUCUUCUUGGUACCGCUUUGAUCGCCUUGCUUGCAUCACGUCGGGGCUCCGAAGAAUCGGACAAUCAGCCCGGACAACUAUCGACUAGUACGGAUUCCACGAAUAGUCAGCUAGCGGCACUAUGCAACCCUCAAACUGACCCGCGACUUAAUCGUCACCGAUCUUUCGAUACUCAGUCCCUUGCAUCUGUCCUACUUUCGACAGUCGCAAAGAACCCGGAGUUGUUCAAACGAUCCACCACCCCUGUUGUGGAAGCCAGUGCGACUGAGGAAGCGACAGCACGCUGUACUCCUCUGUUGACGGACGACACACAGAAAACCGCAACUAUUUUGGAGGCAGCCACAGCGGGAGAACAAGCUGCCGUCGAUCCACCUUCAGCUCCCGCGAGUCCAGUCGAACAGCCUGUUGAAAACGAUCCAUCAAAACAUCCUGUGGAACCAAAGGAAAUUCCCCUGUCUGCGUCCACUCCCAGCAAGUCACUGUGUAAGCAACAACAGCCAUUUGCCAGUGAGGUUGUGUCGGAUUCCCAGGAUAUGGACGUUGAGGCAGACGAACCAGAGCACCGUGAAAUCAGCCAAACUAGCGACAUGGAUAUCACCACUUGUUCUUGGGACUACGGUGACAGUCCACUAAAGUAUCGUUUCAACCCUCCGACCCAUCGAAGCGCCGCGUUUCGGGAGUCUCGGAGUUCUUUUGGUUUCCCAACUCAGGUUGAACAUCUCCUAUCUGAUCGGGCGCCCAUUUUUGAAUCAUUCGCAGUGAAAAAUACUUUAAAGAACGAUGCGAUGGGCCAGACACCCUCCGAUUCGCGCGGGAAUGUGAACUCACGACAGUCGUAUCCUGUACUCUCCGAUCAGGUAACCAAUGAUAAUGUUGCGGGAACCACCGGACACACUCUUGUUUUUCACGGUGAUCAUAGAUGUGAUUCGGAAGUUCAGUUGCACCCAAAGUCUGUCAGUCAAUCUUCACUGGCAUCAAGUGAACCGGUCGUCCAUUUGUCCAGAGAACGGCUGACAAAACCAAUCACCGUCUACGAGGAUGGAAGUAAAACGUUACGUGGUCAACUUGAAGACAACUACUCGGGACACCGGGAUUUCGAUCUUCGCCGGAAAGAUCACUCACCAUCCGAAGUUUCAAAAUAUAACAGCAGUCUUAAUGAACUUCGUGGAGGUCUACCUCCCGGGCCAAUGCUCGUGCUGGAAGACAUUUCAAAAACUCAUCCGUUUUUCACAAACUCAUCUAAACCUGCGGCUGAAAGUGAGGAAGGGGAAGUUUUGGAUGAUGAAAUCGAGGAAGUGGAUGAAAUUAACGAAUGGGGAAAGCCUGGUGUAACCCAGUCGCAAGGACCUAAUGGAGAUGGGAGUUACAGCUACAUUUCAAGCGAUGCGUCUAGCGUCACGUACACACUGGAGGACGAGUGGAACAUUUCGUCAACCGAUGCCUCAUUCUCCACUCAGUGUUCCCGAUCUCCAAAGCCCAGUCCACCAAGGCGCAAUUCAUUUCGUGGGUACAGACCGUAUUAUCCCAAAGGUCGACACACGUCUCCCAAAGACUCGGAGCCGUAUGAGUCGAGUAUGGAACUCCCUAGCCGUCACUGCUCUGGUGCGCGUGUUCACCGGUCAUACCGUUCCACUAACACUGCUCAUAGUUUAGAUAACAAAUCCAAAGCCCGAAGUUCAAGAGAGUCGUUUGAAUUUUCUUCGCGCCAAACUGAGUCAUCUGGGGAUAAAGACAUGCGGUUUAUGCCGACUGGUUCUGGUCCGUAUAAACCAUGCCUCCUACCCUUACCCUCCGACUUCCGCGAGUCGAAAACAAACGGUGCCACGCUGUCUCACACAGACUCCAAUGUUUCCUCGCGUACAAGUGAUAACCCAGUCAGAACCCAUACUAUCGGGUCACGGGAUGUCGAUUAUCGGCGGUUUAGCUCAGGUGGUCACAAUUCGUCAGGCAGUCGACGUUCGCGAGAGGGUUUCACGGCUGUUUCCAGUCUCAUCCCGGAUCCCCGUCAUUGUAGUUCACCGACUAGUUCUUCAAGUUCAGAGCACCUGCCCCGAUAUUCUGUGUAUCACCCGAAAUCCGAUGAACGUGACCGCUUGCGGCCGCCUCGGGACGGGACCUUCCGCUUCAGCUCAGAACCAUACAGUUCACAUUUAUCAGAUUCCUCAUCCCAACCAGUAGAGCCAGUUAGCAAAACCACAGAACAACAUGGCGAGGAACCACCCGCAAAACGUCGGACGUUUCGCGAGCAGCCACUCUUAUCCAUCCCACCCACACUACCAGUGAAUCCGCGCGGACUUUUGCCAACCUCCAAUCCGUCUUUGCUACCCUCCUACUUGCGACCACCCCUGUUAGGUGGCCUCAUAUCCACUUCCGACAAUCGCCCGAAUUUUUGGACAAUGGCACGCUUAUGCGUCCCUCAGAACACCCAUUUGUAUCCACCCCCGUGGUAA
Opisthorchis viverrini is the source of this 4583-nucleotide messenger RNA. RefSeq lists its product as hypothetical. Gene Ontology annotation, cellular component: nucleus. Bases 36 to 4583 code for a protein of 1515 amino acids. The record is from RefSeq and is a predicted model, not a curated record. Gene Ontology annotation, biological process: male meiotic nuclear division; synaptonemal complex assembly; homologous chromosome pairing at meiosis. The transcript is spliced from 10 exons. NCBI's taxonomy places the organism in Eukaryota, Metazoa, Platyhelminthes, Trematoda, Opisthorchiida, Opisthorchiidae.